AUGGAUGAAGAUAUAGCAAAUAUAAGCCAGGAUUCAGACAUGGAUAAACUGCAGAAACAGCUAAGAAUAUUGGGUAACACAAGGAGAGUCACUAUGGAAGAAAUCAGAAAUAUUGUUCGGAAACAAGUAACUGAACAUGACCAACUGAAGAAUGAUAACGAAGAAGUGAAAUUAUUACUGCAAUUAGUGCAAAGUGAGCGAUAUGAGAAAGCUGAUUCGAAGAUUCAUAAGAAUUUAUAUCAACUUGCAGACACAUAUGAUAAUGUUCAGCGAAAACUUUUGGAAACUAAAAAAAUUAUCACCCAAUUAGAUAAAGAAAUCAAUAGUUGUCAAAAAUCAGCUGGUUUAAAGCGUCAAAUAUCAGAAGUGGAUCCGAAACUCACAAAACAGGAAUCAUUAGAAAGACGUGCGAAUGUCACAGAGGACCGUUUACAAAGGCAAAUGGCAUACUUCCACAAGCAGCUAUCUCACAACAUCAAGUUGAGAAAAGAAAUUGAUAACAUUCGGCAAGAACGGAAAACUUACGAACAAAUUUAUAGUCGGAUGUCUAAUGAAUUGAAUAGCAUACGCAAAGAUAGGAAUGCCAUGCUCUCUGAUGCCACACAUUUUUACAAGGAAAGAGAAGAAGCACAAAUAAAACUCAUAAGUCUGCAAGAACGCCAAACAAAAGACCUUUCACAACAUCAACUGGAAAUUCGUAAGUAUGACCAAAAAAUUCAUCAUGAUGAUAGUCUUCAAGAAUUCAUUUCCAAAAAGACCAAAACACAUCAUUGCCUGAAAGAAGAUAGGACUAUUUCCUUAAAGAAAGAAGUGAAAGACUUUGCUACAGCAGGACACCAGCUUGAAAUAUAUGAUAAAGCCCUUCGAAGAAUUGAAGAAAUUACUGAAUUAACAGAUACUGAGUCAAUUAUCAGUAAUUUUAAGGCUAAUGAAGAAGAGAAUUUCUCUCUCUUUAAAUAUAUUAAUGAACAAAAUGCAGAGCAUGAAAAUCUAACAGAAAGCAUCAGAGAAUUACGUCAGAACAUAUCAGAAUUGGAAGAGAUCAGUGAAGGCAAGCAAGCUAAGCAAGAGGAUAAAAUUCUUUGUGUUAAGGGCAAAAUUUCAAAAUCAACUGAGCACUGUGACAAGCAAAGACAUUCACUGACUGAAAGAAGGAAAGUGUUUGAAGAAUUCUACCAUGGAAUGGAGUCAUUAUAUAACAUUCUUCAGUGUCCUUCAUUCAGAAGAGAUUCCUUAUCAAAUGAUUCCAAAACUGAUGAAAGGGCCAUUCAACAUCUCAUGAAUGGAAUUGAUCAGAAAGUCUCAAAAUUAAUAUAUAUCAACCAGUAUUUAGAAACUUCGAAUAAAAAAAAGAGAGAGAUGUUUGAAGACAACAAGUUGUUCCAGCCGUCAGAAAAUUCAUGGAAUUUCUUGAGCAUGGUUCCACCAAAUUUUGAAUGAAAAAUACUUUUAUACUUCAUGAGUACUCUUUAUCUAGUAAGUUUAUCAACAACCCCCAUUGGUUAGCUGGAUAAAAUACAAGAUUCCAGUUGUAAGUUUCUAUCUUAAAUGUAG
This is a messenger RNA of Octopus sinensis (East Asian common octopus), 1554 nucleotides long. RefSeq names its product coiled-coil domain-containing protein 63-like. The transcript is spliced from 8 exons. The record is from RefSeq and is a predicted model, not a curated record. Bases 1 to 1440 code for a protein of 479 amino acids. NCBI's taxonomy places the organism in Eukaryota, Metazoa, Mollusca, Cephalopoda, Octopoda, Octopodidae.